AAGGUGAAUCCGACACAGAACAUUUUUUUGUCAGGCAGAAAUUGAGAUUUACUUGUCCUAAUUUCCUAAUCUCCUAAUUUCGAAAAUGUUUCGGCUAUUUUUGUUAAUUUCCUUGGCGUCCUUCGUGGUUUCCGAAAUUCCUGAAAUUACGAUUUAUUCAGGUCCAAACCAGUCGGGAAACUCGUUCACUGUUCAAACCAAAGAAGCUGACCUGACCAACUGGGGUUUUUUCCUAGGGACGGCAAAAUCCUACAAGAUUAAGGGUGGAUGGUGGGACUUUUUCGAAGGCAAGGAUUACACACAGCACAAACACACCGCUGGAUCGGGCGUGUAUUCAAAUAGUACUUCCAACUUUGACUGGAGUGGAAUCAAAUCAUUGCGAUAUAUCGGCCCACCAGACACCUCCAUCCCGGCAGUGUCCUUCUACGAGGUCACCGAUGUGAAAGGGCAUCGUGAGAAGAGAGAGAUGGUCGUCCUAGGCAGUUCCGGAACCGCGAAUAAUUUCCCCUUCGCCCCGAAUGGAAUCAUAAUUAAUACUUUUGGAUUUUCAAAGUGGACGAUUUACCAGAAUAACGACUUUACUGGAAAAUCAGUUUGUCUUGAUGGACACUGGAAUGAGGUAAACACACAUUUCAGUGGAUUCCCAUUCCUUUCGGUGAAAUUUGGCUGCUAAAUAACUUGCACUUGAAGUUCAAAAUUAUAAAAUUUGGUAUAAUGAUGAGAAAUAAAAAUUUGAUUUGAUA
Messenger RNA from Folsomia candida, 743 nucleotides. RefSeq lists its product as uncharacterized. The coding region runs from base 86 to 673 and encodes 195 amino acids. The record is from RefSeq and is a predicted model, not a curated record. The transcript has 2 exons. NCBI's taxonomy places the organism in Eukaryota, Metazoa, Arthropoda, Collembola, Entomobryomorpha, Isotomidae.